Malus domestica (apple) is the source of this 1701-nucleotide messenger RNA. Its product is annotated as myb-related protein 2. Gene Ontology annotation, molecular function: DNA binding; DNA-binding transcription factor activity. Lineage: Eukaryota; Viridiplantae; Streptophyta; Magnoliopsida; Rosales; Rosaceae. The record is from RefSeq and is a predicted model, not a curated record.
CUACACAUAUAUAUCCAGGAGAGAAGAAAAGAAAAAGAAAAGAGAGAUUAGGUUUUGAUUCUUGAAGACAGAAAAAUCUAUAUAUAUCUAUACACACACAGAGAUGAUGUACCAUCAUCAGCUGCAGCACCACCACCAAAACGAACACCAACACCAACACCAGCACCAGCACCAAGGAAAGAACAUCAUCCACUCUUCUGCUUCUUCAAGUAGAAUAUCGAUGCCUAACAUCCCUUCUGAAAGGCAUUUGUUUCUACAGCAAGGUGACCAAAAUAGCCCUGCAGGAGAUUCAGGCCUUGUCCUCACAACCGAUGCCAAACCUCGACUCAAAUGGACCCUCGAUCUCCAUGAGCGAUUUAUCGAAGCAGUUAACCAGCUUGGAGGAGCAGACAAGGCUACUCCGAAAACAGUUAUGAAACUUAUGGGGAUUCCAGGGCUUACAUUAUACCACUUAAAGAGUCAUCUUCAGAAGUACAGGCUUAGCAAGAAUCUGCAUGGAGGACAUGUUACUAGUGGCCCCACCAAAAUUGGUACAGGUACAGUUCCAGUUUCAGAGGCAGGAGAAAGAUUAAUAUCCGAAGCAAAUGGAAGUCAGAUGAGCACUAUGAGCAUUGGCAUUGCACCCCAAUCAAACAAAGGCUUACAUUUAAAUGAAACACUAGAGAUGCAAAUUGAAGUCCAGAGAAGGCUACAUGAGCAACUUGAGGUUCAGCGGCACUUGCAACUUCGUAUAGAGGCUCAAGGAAAAUACCUACAGUCUGUGCUGGAGAAAGCCCAGGAGACACUAGGAAGACAAAACUUAGGUACAGUGGGACUUGAAGCUGCCAAAGUUCAACUCUCUGAGCUGGUGUCCAAAGUAUCCUUGAACUCCGCUUUCACAGAGCUCAAAGAACUACAGGGAUUGUGCCCUCAGAAAACGCAAACAAACCAGCAGCCCACCGAUUGCUCAAUCGACAGUUGCCUAACUUCCUGCGAAGGAUUGAGAAGGGACCAGGACCAGAUACACAGCAGUGGAAUGCCUCUGAGACCUAAUUACAGUGGCAGGGCAGCAGCACUCUUGGAACAUAAAGAGGCUGCACAAGAUCAGCCGCCAAUGCUCCAAAACACCCAACUUAAUUUGUGUGAUGAUCUGAAAGAGAACAUGUUUCUUUCCUCCAUAAGUAAGGAUGCAGAAAAAAGAAUGUUCCCUGCCGCAACAAGGUCUAGUGACUUAUCCAUGAGCAUUGGACUACAAGGAGAAAACUGGAAUAUCGAUAGCAAAGGAAGAGACACAGAUGGAAGCUUUCUAGGCCGUACGAACAGCAGGGCUGAUUCAGCUAAAGUCGAGGGUGCGAAAGUUUCUCAAGGAUAUAGAUCAGUGCCUUACUUUGCAGCAAAACUAGACCUAAAUGCUCAUGAUGAUAAUGAUACUUCUUCAAGUUGCAGACAAUUUGACUUGAAUGGCUUCAGCUGGAGCUAAGUAGGCUUACAUUGGGAGAAUCAAAGGGAUAAAAACACAGCAAUUUUCAGCUUCAUACCAAAGGAUAGACAGAGCAUGAUAGCAUGCUGCGAACAAUUUUUUAGAUCGAGCUGAAAGGAAUAAGUUGCAGGACAAAGAUAUUCACCUAUUAAUUUAGAUCAAUUACAUAACAAAUAGCUCGGGCAAGCAGGAUGUAACAUCUUUAUAUAUAUGAUUGAGAGUUCCAGGACUAGAAAGCAGAA